AUGAUGAGUUCCACUUCCACAUCAAGUGAGCAACACAAGCAGCGGCAGCUAUUAUCUAAGAUAGCCACCAACCAUGGACACGGUGAAGACUCUCCAUAUUUUGAUGGAUGGAAAGCCUACGACAACAACCCUUUCCACCCAACCCACAACCCAAAUGGAGUCAUCCAGAUGGGUCUUGCGGAAAAUCAGCUCUGCUUCGACUUGAUUGAAGAUUGGAUUAGAAGAAACCCACAAGCAUCUAUCUGCACCACAGAGGGAGUCAAAGAAUUCAAGGAUAUUGCGAUCUUUCAAGACUACCAUGGCUUGCCGGCCUUUAGAGAAGCUGUGGCGAAGUUUAUGGGGAAAGUGAGAGGAGUCACAUUCGAACCCGAUCGCAUAGUUAUGGGUGGUGGAUCCACCGGAGCCAACGAGUUGAUCACCUUUUGUUUGGCCGACCCGGGUGAUGCCUUCUUGGUCCCCUCACCAUAUUACCCAGCGUUCGAUCGGGAUUUGAGAUGGAGAACAGGAGUGCAACUAAUUCCGGUCGUUUGCGAGAGCUCUAACGAUUUCAAGAUCACUAAAGCAGCCUUGGAGGUAUCAUAUCAGAAAGCCCAAGAAGCCAACAUCAACAUAAAGGGCAUCAUGAUCACCAAUCCAUCAAACCCCUUAGGGACUAUCUUGGACAGAGAGACAUUGCAAACCAUAGUAAGCUUCAUCAACGACAAGAACAUCCACCUAGUCUGUGAUGAGAUAUACGGAGCCACUGUCUUCAGCCAACCCAAGUUCAUAAGCAUCGCUGAGAUAAUAGAGGAAGACGAUACCUUGAACAGAGAUCUCAUACAUAUCGUGUAUAGUCUCUCAAAGGAUAUGGGAUUGCCAGGCUUCAGGGUUGGUAUAGUUUACUCAUACAACGAUGAGGUCGUGAACAUUGCUCGCAAGAUGUCAAGCUUUGGACUAGUCUCCACACAGACGCAACAUCUAAUAGCAUCUAUGUUAGCAGAUGAUGUGUUUGUAGAAAGGUUCAUCGCUGAGAGUUCAAAUAGGCUAUCAACAAGGUAUAAGAUCAUCACAAGGGAGCUUGGUAAAGUAGGUCUUGGAUGCUUAAAGAGCAAUGCUGGUCUAUUUUGUUGGAUGGACUUGAGGAAACUUCUCAAAGAAGCAACACUAGAAGCAGAGAUGGAGUUAUGGCAUGUCCUAGUGAAUGAUGUUAAGCUCAAUGUUUCUCCAGGUUCUUCUUUUCAUUGCUCGGAGCCUGGUUGGUUUAGGGUGUGCUUUGCAAACAUGGAUAAUGAGACCAUGGAAGUAGCUCUUAAGAGAAUUCAAAAUUUUGAGGGGAAGUCAAGACAAGCAGAGGUACCUGCAUGCAGUAGUAAUUAGUAGUAAAAUUUCA
Telopea speciosissima is the source of this 1369-nucleotide messenger RNA. Its product is annotated as 1-aminocyclopropane-1-carboxylate synthase-like. The record is from RefSeq and is a predicted model, not a curated record. Gene Ontology annotation, molecular function: pyridoxal phosphate binding; transaminase activity. Gene Ontology annotation, biological process: biosynthetic process; amino acid metabolic process. Lineage: Eukaryota; Viridiplantae; Streptophyta; Magnoliopsida; Proteales; Proteaceae. The transcript is spliced from 4 exons. Bases 1 to 1356 code for a protein of 451 amino acids.